This is a messenger RNA of Aspergillus wentii DTO 134E9, 555 nucleotides long. RefSeq lists its product as uncharacterized. Bases 114 to 524 code for a protein of 136 amino acids. NCBI's taxonomy places the organism in Eukaryota, Fungi, Ascomycota, Eurotiomycetes, Eurotiales, Aspergillaceae. The record is from RefSeq and is a predicted model, not a curated record. The transcript is spliced from 2 exons.
GUUUGGACUUCCUCGGUACCUAUCGAAACAUCCACGGACCAAAGUUUAUCGAUCUUGUGGAAAUAAGCCCUAAAUACACCGAAAUAUACCAGCUAAGCUUUCAAAACAUCGCAAUGGGUAUUCUAGAUCAUUUCAUGAGGAAAUAUACAUUCGAUAACUUCGCAAGUGGUGGCCUUGAACGAGCUAUACUCGAUUUUGAUAUCGAAAACAACCAAUUAACAGCCAAUCUAUUGGGCCACGACAUGGAUUCGCGAGUCCCUCUGUGUCAGCAUGACAAUGCCUGGAUACGAAUCCCUUCACAAUUCAUGCUGCUAUGUUGGCUGCUUUUGAAGUUUUUAUGGAACUUACUGGCCCAAACGUCAACGCACACAACGUGGAGUGCUUUUUUAUUUCUUAUAACAGCAGUACUUGCUGUCCUCUCAGUUUUAAAAUCAUUUCAUGGGGAAUUUUCACUUGGUAUUUUCCUGGGCUGUGUUUUUACAAUGAUGCUUUGGAGGAUUAUUAUACGAUUAGGCGGAGCGUGAUUGAUAUAGUAAUUUUGAAAUCAAUGUUGAC